AUGGCAUCCUACAACGAACAAGCGCAGGGCCAAUUUGCGCCGCCUGCGCAAAAUUAUGAGACGAACGGUACUGUCAGUGCCGGAUCUGUAGACGUGAUAGCCGGCCCAUUGCUCAACUAUCGUCGCAUGGACGUCAAUGACACAUCCGCAACAUACUACGGCAGCAUCCUGAUCGUCACAACCCCCGGCCAAGCCCAGCCGCAUUUAUCCCUACGUCACGUCGGACCCGUGUCGCAAGCCUCCGCAAAUGGACAAUUCGGAUCGCAGGUACCUAGCUCGUACGAAGUGGACAAGUUAUAUGAAGAUCCAGUCAAGGCCUUUUGGAGAUUUCAAUUUUCGUUCCCCCUGACCGAAUAUGAAGCGCGAUGGGCAUACGCCAUUCCUGGGUUCAAGUAUGUCAAUGAAUCUGCGUCUAAUGCAUCUGAGUGGACGUUCACAGUUCCUGCCUGGAACCAGUCUAUGCGUAUCAUGUUCCAUUCGUGCAAUGGCUUUUCAGUCGGUACAGAUACAGAUAGUUGGGCUGGCCCUGCGCUAUGGAAUGAUGUCCUGCGAGUGCAUGAAAAGCGAGCAUUCCAUGUCAUGAUUGGUGGUGGAGAUCAAAUUUACAAUGACGGCAUCCGUGUUGAUGGACCUCUUAAUGACUGGACUAAUAUCAAAAAUCCCAUCAAGAGACAGGCGCACGACUUUUCCGAGAAAUUGAGGGCUGAGUGUGAUGAAUUCUACUACAAAAACUAUGUACGGUGGUAUAAUCACGAGCCUUUCAAAACCGCCAAUGGACAAAUUCCGCAAAUCAAUAUUUGGGAUGACCAUGACAUCAUUGAUGGCUUUGGAUCGUACACUGACCACUUCAUGAGAUGUGCAGUGUUUAGAGGUAUCGGAGGAGUGGCCUUUAAGUAUUAUUGUCUCUUCCAGCACCACGUUGCGCCACCCAAAUCCACCUUCACCACGGAUUCGACAGAGCCUAUCGACCCCCGUCAACUGGUGGAUACAUUCGUUCUCGAUGAGCCGACUCCUGACCCACGAUGGAUCAUGGGCAAAACGCCUGGUCCAUAUGUCGAAGAGAGAAGCCGCAGCUUAUACAUGCGCCUGGGUCGGCGCAUCGCAUUUGCUGGUAUUGACGCGCGUACAGAACGUACACGUAUGCAAAUCAACUAUCCCGAGACUUAUGAUUUGAUCUUUCAGCGUCUGCACCAAGAGCUGUCUCAGGCCAACGGAGAAAUCAAACAUUUGAUCCUGCUGCUCGGCGUCCCCAUUGCAUAUCCUCGCCUUGCCUGGCUGGAGAAUAUCAUUACGUCUCCAUUGAUCGCACCCGUUCGUCUACUGAACAAACGAUUUGGAGUUGCCGGCGGCCUUUUCAACAAGUUUGAUGGCCAAGUAGAUCUUUUGGACGAUCUUGAUGAUCACUACACAGCUCGACAUCAUAAGGUUGAGCGCCGAGAACUGAUCCAUCGCCUACAGCAAUUCUCAAAGGACCAUUCAGUGCGGGUCACGAUUCUCGGCGGUGACGUCCAUCUAGCGGCACUUGGUCGGUUCUAUUCAAAACUGGACCUGAACAUUCCCGUUGAGAAUGACUUUAGGUUCAUGCCAAACAUUGUCAGUAGUGCAAUCACCAACAAGCCGCCUCCCAAGACUGUGGCCAAUCUUCUUGCACGAAGGAACAAGAUCCACCACCUUGACCAUGAAACAGAUGAGACACUUAUGACACUCUUUGACAGCCAACCGGGUGGUGUAGAAAAGAGCGCAGCCUGGAACAAGGUCACGAUGCCAUCGCGCAAUUACGCCUGUAUCACCGAAAUUGAGACMCCUGCCACAAACGGGUCUACCGCGCAGCCGCCCUCAUUGGCGCCCAGCACCGCACCCAAGGAUGGUCAUUCGCCGCUACACUUAGGUGAAGAAGGCACUGGAACAAGCCAUCCAGCUGCAGAUGGAUAUAGUAACACCAGUCAACUGGCUGGUGGACUGGACGUGGCGAUUCGGGUUGAGAUUGAGCAAGGUAACCGUGAUGGUAACGCGCAGGGUUAUGGAUUGAGCAUUCCACAACUUUCUGUUGCUGUAUAA
Molecule: messenger RNA, 2058 nt
Organism: Talaromyces amestolkiae
Lineage: Eukaryota; Fungi; Ascomycota; Eurotiomycetes; Eurotiales; Trichocomaceae
Exons: 3
Coding region: 1-2058 (685 amino acids)
Cellular component (GO): membrane
Source: RefSeq, a predicted model, not a curated record